Molecule: messenger RNA, 771 nt
Organism: Ambispora leptoticha
Lineage: Eukaryota; Fungi; Glomeromycota; Glomeromycetes; Archaeosporales; Ambisporaceae
Source: the annotation of a GenBank genome assembly
AUGUCGAGAAGUCUUCAUUUUGUUGAAAUAUUUUUUAUUAUAUUUUUUGUGACCUCUGCUGUAUAUGGAAAAAAAUAUCGUCAACCACAACCUUUAUGCGUGGGUCAUCGCGGGUAUCCCGUUGAAUAUCCCGAAAACACUAUUCUCUCUCUUCGUCAAGCUCUUUUAUUAGGCGCCGAUGCGCUAGAAUCUGAUGUUCGUUUAACAUCCGAUGGACAGGUAAUAAUGUUGCAUGAUCUGCAAUUGGAGACAACCACAAAUGGAACUGGAUUAGUAAGUGAGCGUAAAUGGUAUGGAUAUAUUGAAUAUCUAAGAACGACAAAAGGAGGACAACCGAUUCCUAGAUUUCAAGAUGUGCUGGAAUUAUUGAAGAAAGAGAAUCGAGGUGUCUUUGUGUUAGUCGAUAUUAAGGAUGAUAAUCCACUCGAAAUAAUUCCUGCACUUGCGGAAAUAAUAAACUCUUAUUCGCCAUAUGAUUUUUCGUCACAACUUUAUUUUGGUCUCUGGGAUAUCGCAUUUCUCCCAAUCACUCGGAAACAUCUUCCUAACAUUCCAAUUUCACAUAUCGGAAGUGAUCUUGAAAUUGCUCGACGCGACUGGUUCGAUCAAGUGGAAAAUUAUAACUUAGAGUAUGAAUUUGUCAAAAAAGAUAAUACAGGCUUCGUAAAUGAUCUAAAGAAAAAAGGUCGAAGCUUAUUCGUUUGGACCGUUAACGAGGAAGAAGAUAUAAUCGAUACAUUUCAAGUUCACAGAAAAAUAGACGCGGAAUAG